Messenger RNA from Abrus precatorius (Indian licorice), 3177 nucleotides. RefSeq names its product FT-interacting protein 7-like. The coding region runs from base 534 to 2861 and encodes 775 amino acids. The record is from RefSeq and is a predicted model, not a curated record. The transcript has 2 exons. NCBI's taxonomy places the organism in Eukaryota, Viridiplantae, Streptophyta, Magnoliopsida, Fabales, Fabaceae.
AAUCCAGCAGGCGCAGGACAAGCAAUCAGAAAACACAGGCUUGAGUGUGGCACACGUGUGAGUGCCGACCGAAGUGUUUCACACGCGUGAGGCGGGUCCACCACCAUUCCUCCACCAGCCAACACUGUGCAAAAAAAGCAAAGGAGGGAGCUUCUCUGUAUAUUUUGCAUAGAUUCAUAAGAUCCUAUCAUACUAGCCCCACACCAACACUAACACCAAAGAAAAGCAAAGCAGAGACAGCACCCAUACCCUUCCUUCUAUACCCUCUCCCCCUUUUCAUGUGUUAGUUUACUCUUACCCCUUACCUCUUCCAUCUUAACCUCUCUCACAAACCCCAUCUCCAUUGCUUCAGAAAAACAGAAAAAUUCCCAUUUCAGGAAAAAAACAAAAAAUCCUCCAAGGCUCCCUGGAACCACUGUGUUUAAUUCUUUUACAGCACAACUGUUCUUCAGAGUGAAGCGUUGAAUAGUUGAAAUAGUUGGUUCACCAGCUACCAUUAUUUGGAGGAUCUUUUGAUUCUUUGAAGCCAGAAGAUGCAGAGGCCUCCACCAGAUGAUUUCCUGCUGAAGGAGACCAAUCCCCACCUUGGAGGGGGAAAGGUCUCUGGUGAUAAGCUUACUAGCACUUAUGAUCUUGUUGAGCAAAUGCAGUACCUUUAUGUUAGGGUUGUGAAGGCUAAGGACUUACCUGGAAAGGAUGUCACUGGAAGUUGUGACCCGUAUUGUGAAGUCAAGCUGGGAAACUACAAAGGAACCACUAGGCAUUUUGAGAAAAAGACUAAUCCCGAAUGGAACCAGGUUUUUGCUUUCUCAAAAGACCGGAUUCAGGCUUCCACCCUAGAGGUUACUGUGAAGGAUAAGGAUGUUGUGAAGGAUGACUUCAUUGGUCGUGUCUGGUUUGACCUCAAUGAGAUUCCUAAGCGGGUUCCCCCGGAUAGUCCUCUGGCACCGCAGUGGUAUAGACUGGAGGACAGAAAGGGUGAUAAGGCCAAGGGGGAGCUAAUGCUGGCUGUUUGGAUGGGAACACAAGCUGAUGAAGCAUUUCCUGAAGCAUGGCACUCGGAUGCUGCAACUGUUAGUGGGACUGAUGCUCUUGCAAACUUCCGAUCAAAGGUGUAUCUCUCUCCUAAGCUUUGGUAUUUGAGGGUUAAUGUGAUAGAGGCACAAGACUUGCAGCCAACUGACAAGGCUAGAUACCCUGAAGUUUUUGUGAAGGCUACCCUGGGAAAUCAAACCUUGAGGACUAGAAUCUCGCAAAGCAGGAGUAUCAAUCCAAUGUGGAAUGAGGAUUUGAUGUUUGUGGCGGCUGAACCAUUUGAGGAGCCCCUUAUUUUGAGUGUGGAAGACAGAAUUGGCCCUAACAAAGAGGAACUAUUGGGGAGGUGUGCAAUUCCUUUACAGAUGGUGGACAGGAGACUAGAUCACAAACCUGUGAAUUCCAAGUGGUAUAAUCUUGAAAAACAUGUAGUUAUUGUAGAAGGGGAAAAGAAGAAGGAAAUCAAGUUUGCAAGCAGGAUGCAUAUGAGGAUCUGUCUAGAAGGUGGUUAUCACGUUUUGGAUGAAUCGACCCAUUACAGCAGUGAUCUCCGUCCCACAGCAAAGCAGCUGUGGAAGUCCAGUAUUGGAGUUCUUGAAUUGGGGAUAUUGAAUGCUCAGGGUUUGAUGCCAAUGAAAACAAAAGAUGGUAAAGGGACAACGGAUGCUUAUUGUGUAGCAAAAUACGGGCAAAAAUGGGUGCGGACAAGAACAAUCAUUGAUAGCUUUGCACCCAGGUGGAAUGAACAAUAUACUUGGGAGGUUUUUGAUCCUUGCACUGUCAUUACGAUUGGUGUAUUUGAUAACUGUCACUUGCAUGGUGGUGAUAAGGCUGGAGGGGCAAAAGAUUCCAAAAUUGGGAAGGUACGAAUUCGUCUUUCCACUCUUGAGACCGAUCGAGUCUAUACACAUUCCUAUCCACUUCUAGUUCUUCAUCCAAAUGGGGUGAAGAAAAUGGGUGAAAUUCACUUGGCUGUAAGGUUUACAUGUUCUUCCUUGCUCAAUAUGAUGCACAUGUAUUCACUACCCUUGUUGCCGAAGAUGCAUUAUAUUCACCCAUUAACUGUCAUUCAGCUUGACAGCUUGAGGCAUCAAGCAACUCAGAUUGUUUCCAUGAGACUGAGUCGUGCCGAGCCACCAUUGAGAAAGGAGAUAGUGGAAUACAUGCUGGAUGUGGGUUCCCACAUGUGGAGUAUGAGAAGAAGCAAGGCCAACUUUUUCAGGAUCAUGGGAGUUUUGGGUGGAUUAAUUGCUGUAGGAAAAUGGUUUGACCAGAUUUGCAAUUGGAAAAAUCCCAUCACAACAGUUCUGAUCCACAUCCUGUUCAUAAUAUUGGUCAUGUACCCUGAGCUCAUCUUACCCACAAUAUUCCUGUACCUCUUCUUGAUUGGAGUUUGGUACUAUAGAUGGAGGCCAAGGCACCCUCCUCACAUGGACACGCGACUCUCUCACGCGGAUUCUGCACAUCCUGAUGAACUAGAUGAAGAGUUUGACACAUUUCCAACCACCAGACCGUCGGACAUGGUGAGGAUGAGAUACGAUCGACUUAGAAGUAUUGCCGGGAGGAUACAAACGGUGGUUGGUGAUUUGGCGACUCAAGGGGAAAGACUGCAGUCUUUGCUGAGCUGGAGAGAUCCCAGAGCAACAGCCCUCUUUGUGAUUUUCUGUCUGGUUGCUGCCAUUGUGCUCUAUGUCACUCCAUUCCAAGUGGUGGCUCUUUUGAGUGGAAUCUAUAUACUGAGACACCCCAGGUUCCGCCACAAGCUUCCUUCAGUGCCACUCAAUUUCUUCAGGAGGCUACCUGCAAGAACUGAUUGCAUGCUUUGAGCCAAAUGGACCUUGCUUUUUACUUUCAUUUCAGCAUCAGAUUUUGUGGAUUUGUAUUUCAUCAUGUCAUAGAAUUUUCUGUUUUGAACUUCAUGCUAGUCCCUUGUUAAAUUUGUAAUUUUGUAGGCUGAGUUUAAAUUAACUAUGUUAGUUAGAUGUAGUAAAUUUUCUCAAUGCAAGUUUGAAAUUAUCACCUCAAAUGGUGAUUGAGGUGUGGUGAUUUCUGUUUUUAAUGUUUCUUUUUCUCCUCCCCUAAGGUUUUUAAAAAGUUGCUGAUUGAUGAACAAACCUUUUAUGUUUUGGUGCAUGAACCGAA